Doryrhamphus excisus (bluestripe pipefish) is the source of this 4665-nucleotide messenger RNA. NCBI's taxonomy places the organism in Eukaryota, Metazoa, Chordata, Actinopteri, Syngnathiformes, Syngnathidae. The record is from RefSeq and is a predicted model, not a curated record.
CUUCGCCCACGCUGGCACCUCCAAGACUCUGGCAAGCCCUCCUGAUCCCCCAUUUCCCUCUCUCCACCUUGCAUGUGAAGAAAGAGUGCGGCGUUACGUCAGCCCGGUGCGGCGCAAAAGAGAGAGCGCGUCUUCGGAGCUAUUCGUAAAGGCGCCGCUGCCAAACCUUUUUACCGCAACCAAUGCGCAUUGACAAUUUAAAUGCGGCGUCACUAUGCGGUAAGUCAACUAUCCAAUUCCUGCUGUUUUGACACGUCUGUGAGAUUAAUUAACGCGCCAAAGUGGAAAACAAAAAAAAAACGCGCACCAUGAUGACACCAUGAAGCAAGCAGCAGAGGAGACUUUUGGCGCACGGAGCUUUCUGCGGCAUUUCUCGGUGUUUGGUUCUUUGCUGAUCUGAAAAACAACAUGCCUCACGCUCGAAAUAGGAACCCCAGCCCCAUCCCCGAGGUAACAUGGGACACGGGCUUGAAGGAGAUGAACGAGACGUGGAAAGGAGCGAUAGCGUGUCUCGGCGUGGCUGUCUUCUUCGUCAUGACCAUCGGGAUCAUAUACUGGCAAGUGGUGGACCAGCCCAACAAGAACUGGAUCCUGAAGGGGACUCUGAGUGGACUCAUCUGGGAGAGAAGGACCCACUCGUUAGUCAUCCAGACCCUGACUGAGGACAAGACCUAUGUGGAGAUUGACGUGGGGAACGUGGGGAACCCGGACCUGGAGGUCCCUUUCGUCAGGAACCUGUGCUGGCUCAACAAGACCGAGUUCUGCUACACGUGGGACUCGGUAGCCGAGAUCAAGAUCUCCGUGGACGUGAACGAGGACACGGAGACCGAGUGCUACAGCAUGACUUGGACGCCGGUGCACUGCCAUGUGCGGCUCAAGGACUGCUUCUCCAUGACAAACAUAUCCUGGUACGGUGGCGCCAGUGUGCGUGGUCAAACGUGGCCUAUCAACGAUGAGAACGCCACCAUGCAGCCCUUCGUUGUGAGUGAUCUCAAGGAGAAUCCCUCAGGCUUCGGCUCGGCCUUGGAGCGCUACUUCCUCGGCUCAUCGGGUGUUGCAGUGUUGGUGUCCCCAGAUCUCCCUCUGCAGUUGGGGGUGGACAGCAGACAACAAUUCUGCCUGCAGUCCCUCCCCAGUAUGGAUCUCCUCCCGUUACAGUACACGGUUUGCGUGGCCAACAAUGUGAAGGCCGUCCACCAGGAAGCAGUGCAGCAGCUCUCCCAGGUCAAUAGGGAGAUACCCAACAUGAAUGCUUUGUGGCUGCCGUUCUGGAAGCUACUCAGCAAUGUGGAUUCGGGACAGAAGGUGGAGAGAGAAUUGAGGACCUUCUCUAAUCGUCUUAGAAGACACCAGCUAGGGGAGGGCAUUAUCAGCCUUAAUGAACAUUCCACCAACCUCCUCUCUGAAAUGGACCAUGACUACCUCAACAGCAGGAAGAGGGGGACGUCCAAGAGACUCACCAGGGACCUCCCACUUGUCAAGCUUCUAAACAUUUCCGUCACUCUGUCCCCUUUCCUGAGCGUGGAUACCACGCAGUUCCAUACAUCCCUCAUGGAUGGCACCGAGGCCUUCUGGCUUAGUCUUCCCUCAGCCCCUCAUGGUCAACUGGUCCCUUUGAUGACUCAGUGGCAAGGGAAGUUCUGUGUAAAGCUGAAUGUCACAAACCCAGGAGCGGUAAGCUGGUUCCUGGACAGAGUGGGAUCCCUACAAGCACGUUUGGGAAUGGAGUACAUCUUCCUGGAAGGCGGUGAGAGGAACUUGUUUGAGGUGCAAGCCCUGCGGCCACCUGAGGCUCUGGAUGGGGACACAUACAUCAGCCUGCUGGCCGACUUGGCGUCCAGGAUCGGAGACUCCACCAUCAUGUCAGCGGGGACCAGGUCCAGUCAUAAGCCGGUAUUUCUGAGGAUGCCACCCCUUCAGUCUGACUGGGGUUUAAUGGGCCUGAAGGGCAUCAUUCCCUCCCUGCUGCACCACACUCUGCUGGGAUACAACUUCCUCAUUCCUGAUGCAGUAGGUGGCUCUCUAUCUGGGGACAUGGUCACAGAUGAAGAGUUGUUCAUCCGUUGGCUAGAGAUUGUUUCGUUCCUCCCUGUUAUCAACUUCCACACACCACCAUGGGUCUGCGGAGAGGACCGGGUGCUAAAUUUAACUCGGAUAUACAUAACAAAGCAUCAGAGGGAUGUGGUACCACUGAUAGAGAAGUAUGCAGAGGAGUGGCAGGCGACAGGAAGCCCCAUCUACCGGCCCAUGUGGUGGCUCAGUCCCGAUGACCCCAUAACCUUCACUAUCGAUGACCAGUUCCUCAUUGGAGACGAGGUUCUGGUGGCACCGGUGGUGGAGAAGGGAGCAGUGAGGAGGGACAUUUAUUUACCUGACGGGGGCUUCCAGUGGCAAGACAGCCAGAACGCUAAAGUGUUCGAUGGAGGGACGUUCCUACAGGACUACCCCGUGCCCUUGGAGGCGGUGGGUGUUUUCUUACGGCGAAGAUGAGUGUCUCCAAAACUUGCACUUUUCCACAAAAAGACCAUUACCCCUCAUGGCUUUGUCUUGAGUCUUCUCAUGUAGAAAGAUAUAUUUUUUACUUGCACUUUACUGUAUAAUUACUUUCUUUUCUUUUGUCACUAUUUUUCUUACUUUUUUUAAACAAUGUUUUACCUCUUGGCUGAUUUUGAAAUAUCUGGACUGGACUUUUGUUGGUGUUGUUUUGCAUUUUUGUAUGUAAUCUGUGCAUUUACAUACCUUUUUUUUUGCGUUUCUACAAGUCUUUAAAAAGUUAUUCGCUGCUGCUGCUGCUGUGUCUGUUAAUAAGGACGAGCCCACUGUUACUUAAAAUGAAUAUCAAUCUCUCAAAAAGACCAAAUGGAAAUGAAACGGUGUCGAAAGGGGCUUUAUUGAGGGAAAUUUAGCUCCAUACGGAGACACGCUUUGGGUACCUUGUUCACACAUUAAAAAAUAUGGCUUCUACUUGAACUUAUUAGGCCAGAGGGCUGAUGUUUUUAUGAAUGUACCUCAUAAAAAAUGGCACUGCGGUCCAUCAGUUCACAAGAUAUACAGGAAGUUCUUUUAAACAAUAGACGUAUAAACUGAUUUUUCCAUUAUCACCCCUUAGCACUUAUUCAACUUAAUUUUAUCAGCGUGCCACCUUUGUUGACAUGUGAAUGUCCCGUAGUACUGUAGGCCACGUGAUGCCACUGAUACUUUUGAAUAUAUCUGCUUGGUUUUUACCUUGUUAUAAUAACCUGCUGUAGCGAGGGCUUCUUGUAGUCGUCUCCUGAUGUUGUGAUUUCCUGCUUCAACUUAAAUCCUCUCUUACCGCUUACCGAUUCUGAAAAAGACCACAUAUUGAAUGUCAAUUUUCUUCAUUAACUUCGAGAACUGAAACAGGGGAAACACAGUCUUAUAAAUAUUAUAUACAGUACAUGCAAAAAAAAAAAGUACACAAGAGCUAGAACCAAAUAUUCUGCUAUUAUAAUAAUACUGAUUUUUAUGAUGUUUACAUGAUUUGUGCUCUGGUUUGCAGUGGUUUAGAACUACACUAAGAUCCCUGUAAGGUACUCACCACUAUUGAAUGAUCAUGGAAGGUGCACCUCAAACUGACUUUUGCGUUUUACAGCACUGUGGUGCAUUCAAGGACCCCCGAAAAAGGUGUCAAAUGUCAAUGUUUGAUGAAAAAAUAUGCAAAAUGUCAAAUGCCAAAUAUGAACUCACGGUUCUGAUGAUACUCAAUCCAAAUUUUGGUCCAGGAAUCAGAUCAUUUUUGGGUCAUGAAUGUUGGGGGAUCCACUGUCCACUGCUUCCUUCCGGCAUACCAUAAUUCUCCUCUACGUGAAUUACUGUGGUCAUAGCAGGAUAGUAUUGCAUUAUAAUUGUAUACUACAUAAAUGGAUGUAAAUUGUAAUUAUCAACACUGUUUUCUAUCAUGCUGUCCAUCAUGCAGUCAUGUAGUUUCAUCAAGUGUGCACUGCUCUAUAUUAGAAUGUACUUUUACCGACACUGAUGUAUUGAACUACCCUUGAAAUCAUAUCCAUUGAUAUUGACACCGGGACUUAAUACUUAAUGGCUAUGAUGUAAAUGAUUAUGAUAACUGAGACUCUUGUUUAAUUCAAUUGCAAUUCAAUUCAAAUUAACCAUUUGCACAAUGCCUGAUAUAUAUUUUAUGGAUACUAUUCUUAUGGAUUUUGUUGAAAUUAUUAUUAUUUUUCCUUUAGUUUAUCAACGGUGAUGAUACAGACGGAGUGAAUGCUUUACAUUUUCUGCAAGUAACGUUUACUGUAUCGACGCUCAGGUCUGCUGAGGCUUAUCCAAUCACCAAAUGUCUUAGUACAACACAUUGAUGUCUUAACCUCUCCUAAUGCUGAAUGUACAAAAGGACAAACUGUGAUUUCCCGACCCCGAGCCAUUCACCUGAGGAGCUUUAAUAGUUCCCACGCUAAUGCAGACAUGCUGCGGUAUGUUCAAUUGCAGGAAAUUGCUUUGUUAAUUGUUCUAGAGACUGAUCAGACGAUGCCGCGUGUGGUGUAAUUUAAUCUGGACAACACGAGUGCCUGCAUUAUUGCAGUAUCAGCAAUGUAUAUAUUACGAUGACUGUGCCAUUAUUAUUGUUUUUUCCUCUCUCUUCUGUAAAUCAGAGAACCUAGAAUGACUAAUUUGCAAAUAAAGUUUACA